Aphis gossypii (cotton aphid) is the source of this 1601-nucleotide messenger RNA. Its product is annotated as zinc finger protein 436-like. The transcript has 4 exons. Lineage: Eukaryota; Metazoa; Arthropoda; Insecta; Hemiptera; Aphididae. The record is from RefSeq and is a predicted model, not a curated record. Gene Ontology annotation, molecular function: RNA polymerase II cis-regulatory region sequence-specific DNA binding; DNA-binding transcription factor activity, RNA polymerase II-specific. The coding region runs from base 1059 to 1601 and encodes 180 amino acids. Gene Ontology annotation, biological process: regulation of DNA-templated transcription.
UUAAGUGUUACGUUAAGUGGAUCAUUCGGCAUUAGUAUUACGAUGAUAUUAAAUACUUAAUAUUAUAAUGGCAUAUAUUAUCAUACACAACUUUCUGUGUAUAAUUACUUUGUACUAAAUGUGUAGGUAUUUAAAAUGAAAACGAAAACAAUUUGCGUAUUGAAAUAAUAAAAAAAUUCUUACACUUGUGAUUCACAUAUACUUUUAAUCUUUGUAGUCUGUCUAACAAGUAAAACAAAAAUAGAGUAAACAAGCACUCCAUACCUAUUAUAAGUAUCAACCUAUUUUGUACCUAUAAAGAUAUCAUUGCGUAUAUGAGAACAUAAAAUGAUGAUUUAUUUUUUGUUAACAAGGUCAGUUUUAGGUACACGAAUUAAUAUAAUGAGAUUAAGGCUGUAUUUUUAUAGCAACCUAAAUUAACAUAAAAUUACAAUGUUCAGUCUUAUACUAGUCCAGAUAUUCAUAUAGACAACAACAUUUUUUUCUAAAUGAGAUAUAAAUAGUUGACUAUAAAAUAUGACAAACAAUGUUUUGUUAUUCUAGGGAGUUGUCGAAUAGUUAAUUCUCAGGUUUUUUUCAAAAGUAAAAGAAAUUGAUGUUUUAUAUGAAUCUUGUAAUUUCUUUAUAUUAUUAUAUUUAUUUGCUUUUAUCAUCUUUAAAUUACUAAAUUAAAACUAUUGUUAUAGUAUAUAUAGAAUAUUAUACUCGUUAUUGCGGUGUCAAUUUUUUUGAGAAGUACUUAUAUUAUAUAGAAUAGAUUUUGCGAACGACUCAUGUAAUAUUAGCUAUUUUAUUGUUUAACACAGUAAAUAGUUUAUUGAAAUUGAAAAAAAAAUAGAGUUAAGCACCGACCAGAACCAAUUGUUAUAAGUUAUUAUACAUUCUACAAAGAGCUUUUUAUUGGCGUAUGAGGUGUUUACGAUAGGUAUGUAUCUAAGUGAUUUAUUGACUCUUGUGUAUGUGUGUCUACUUCGUGAAAGUAGGUACGGUGAAUCGCGAGAAGGUGACAGUAGUCUUUACAUGCAUGAUAUUAUAUCGACUCUUUAAUAAAAAAAAAAAUGUGUGAUAAUUUUAAAAGUAAUUGUAGACCGAGAUUAAUAGAUGAUUCUGCCGAUUUAAAACCAUUGGAUUUGUCGGUAAGGAGUACUUUAACGUCACGUCAUGUCAAGUCAAAAAAACCGUACAAAUUGUUUUGCGAGGUUUGUGCUAAGGGUUUUGACCGACCAUCACUUUUAAAAAGGCACGUAAGAACCCAUACAGGAGAACGUCCUCACGCUUGCGCCCAAUGCGACAAAGCGUUUUCCACAUCCAGCGCGUUGAACACACAUAAACGCAUACAUAGCGGCGAGCGGCCUCACGCAUGUCCAAUUUGCGGUAAAACGUUUACAGCCAGUUCGAACCUGUACUACCACAGAAUGACACAUUCCAAAGUAAAACCACAUAAAUGUAAUGCAUGCGACAAGUCUUACCCAACUCCGGGUAACUUGCGUGCCCACAUGUCAUCACAUUCUGGUGAAUGGACGUACCAUUGCAAUACUUGUGGUCGAGGCUUUGGGAAAAAAAUCAACGUGGAAAGGCAUGCCAAGACAUGUCGCAGAUAA